AUGCUCAAAGGCAAGCUCUCUCAGCCAGAGCCGUGCUCGAACGAACACAUCCUGUUUCUGGACGCCAAGGAGCUGCUUGGAGAAGAUGCCAUAAAAGCUGUAGAGGAAGGAAGCAAAGGGUGUACUGCACCCUUUGAGCUGUACACGGAACUCGAGCUGACCGUGUCUUCGAUAUCUUCCAUAGGAGAAUCGCUGGCCGUUGCACCAGCUCCACAUCCGCCAUGGGUAAUUGUCACGCCGUUCGCUUUACCCGGAGAGACAAUUCGUGCAAGAGUAUACAGCCAUGGCUACUUCUACUCGCGUGCGGACCUCUUAGAAAUCAUCAAACCGAACCCUGAGUUGCGGGACGACAGCAGAGUCAAGUGCAAACACUUUUCGAAGUGUGCCGGCUGUCAAUACCAGAUGCUUUCGUACGAGACACAGUUGGAUCUUAAGCGAAAUGUGAUCAUCAAGGCGUAUAAGAAUUUCGCGGACUUGCCUGCUUCUGCAGUACCGGAAGUCCAACCUACUAUCAGCUCUCCCCUGCAAUAUGGUUAUCGGACAAAGAUUACGCCACACUUCGACAACCCGCAAAGUAUGAUCAAGCAGCAUGGACUACCAACAGACGGGAAGCCGGCAUGGUUUAAAAUCGGCUUUAACAGUGCCGGUAGCAGGCAUCCUAUGGAUAUUGAAGAAUGUCCUAUUGCCACACCGGUCAUCAGCGAAGCGUAUUCGGUGCUCCUCGACACAUAUAAAAAUGGUGUCUCUCUGCUCCUUCGUGAAUCAUUGGAAAUCUCACCCGAGCCUAUCUCAAGUUCAUUAUCACUUGAGCAACCGCCUGCGCAACCGUCUGGCGAAGAGAAGAAGAUAUGUGUAACUAACCACAAGGGUACAAUCCGGGAGCGCGUUGGAGACAUGCUCUUCGAGUACACCGCGGGAAACUUCUUCCAAAACAACAACUCAGUGCUCGUGCCGCUCACGUCCUACGUACGGGACGCUAUCUUCGCGCUCUCAAAGCCGACACACCUCGUCGACGCAUACUGCGGCAGCGGCCUCUUCUCCAUCAUGCUCUCCCCGCACUUCAACAAGGUUCGCGGCAUCGAGCUCUCCGCGGACAGCAUCCGCGCAGCGCAGAAGAACGCGGAGCUGAACGGGAUUCCGAGCGACAAGAUUUCUUUCAUGGAAGGCGAUGCUGCGAACAUCUUCGAUACCGUCGCGGACUUUCCGCGGGAGGGGACAGCGCUGAUCAUUGACCCGCCGCGCAAGGGUUCGGAUGAGCGUUUCAUCGACCAGCUCAUCAAGUUUGGGUGUUCGACCGUCGCGUACGUCAGCUGCAACGUGCACACGCAGGCGCGCGACAUCAACAUGAUACUCCGCAAGAGCGAGGAGCAGAUGGCCAGCAAGAAAUACGUGCUUGAGAGCGUGCGCGGGUUCGACCUGUUCCCGCAGACAGCACACGUUGAGUCAGUUGCGAUACUCAAGCUGGUAUGGUACAGAUAG
This is a messenger RNA of Phanerochaete carnosa HHB-10118-sp, 1479 nucleotides long. RefSeq lists its product as uncharacterized. Gene Ontology annotation, biological process: tRNA processing. Lineage: Eukaryota; Fungi; Basidiomycota; Agaricomycetes; Polyporales; Phanerochaetaceae. The transcript has 6 exons. The coding region runs from base 1 to 1479 and encodes 492 amino acids. The record is from RefSeq and is a predicted model, not a curated record. Gene Ontology annotation, molecular function: tRNA (uracil(54)-C5)-methyltransferase activity, S-adenosyl methionine-dependent.